Bemisia tabaci is the source of this 2799-nucleotide messenger RNA. RefSeq names its product alpha-(1,6)-fucosyltransferase. The record is from RefSeq and is a predicted model, not a curated record. Gene Ontology annotation, biological process: protein N-linked glycosylation. Lineage: Eukaryota; Metazoa; Arthropoda; Insecta; Hemiptera; Aleyrodidae. Gene Ontology annotation, molecular function: alpha-(1->6)-fucosyltransferase activity.
AGUUGGUAAAUCCAUCUUAAUUUCUUUCAAAACUAACGCUGUAAAAUAGCCAAUCUCAGAUGAUGUAUUAGAAUCUAUUUCAUGUUUCAAUUCCUUGAAAAUAGAAAAAUCUUGAAUUUUUGUAAUUUUGGCAACAACAAUCAGGAAAAAUGGGACGUAAGAAAUAAUAAGUAUACAAAUAUAUUCACUGCUAUCAUGUCAUGACCCUGCUCAGCAGUCAAUUACCUACAUAUUUCAUUUCAAACUUUAUUUUUGCUCUUUCAUGGGCAGAACAAGUGUGACAUCCCAUCAAAUUGUUUGGACAGAUGUCAAUUCAAAGUGCACCUAUGGUCUGUCAUCUCUGUAACAAGCUCCCAUCAUUCGGAAUGAUUCCAAUUUUAUUUGGUACCCAUGUUUGGUUCAGUUGUUACUAGAUUCACUCAGAAUUUAUAUUUUGAUCCUUUGUAAUUUGAUAUGCUCCUCAUUUUAUGCUGUCUGUUAGUAAAAUCUCAGCCCCCGGUUAUUUAAUGUUAGAUUCAUGAGCCUCGGAACACUUUUUUCUCUUUUGAAUUCUUUUCUCGUCGUGACUAAGCAGAGAAGAGGGAAAAAAUGCCCUUCUCUUAAUGAUGAAAAUUUUGGGGGGAAAAACGGAUCAGAUCCUUCUACAAGUUAAAUCACUUUACACCCUUUUAGUUGCAGUGUUUAUUAGCACGUGCACUUAAAUCUUACUUUGAGGAUUAAAUAAACAGGUUUUGUUUCAAUGAAAUGAUCGCAACAACUGUGAUGUUAACUGCGAGGAAUAUUGUAUGGAAUCGAGGGGUGUGUUUUGCUGUAGUUUUUUGGUUUGUAUCUCUAUUUUGUGCAGUGUAUAUUUUAAAUCGUGAUGCACAAUUUCAGUUGCUAACACUAAAAAGCCUAGUCAAAACUUCAGAUAAAGUUGAAUUCCUUGAAAAAAAGAAUGCAGAGUUGAAAACUCUGUUUGAGAAAUGUUAUUUUGGGUAUCCCCCAUGGCGUUCUCGAAAACGUUUAGUUCGACCAACACCUCCAAAUUUAGUACCUUUGUAUAGAGUCACUAAUCAACCCACUGGAAUUUUCCAAGCCAAAAUCGUACCACCUCUAAUGCCAAGAUUCAAUUUUGUGCCAAGCCUUGAAUAUGAAACUUUACGAAGAAAAUUGUACAUCGAUUUUCAAGAUUUUUGGUGGUUCAUCUCAAGUCAGGUGAAAAAAGUGAUCAAAGAAAAGAAGAAAAAAGUGCCAGAGUUGAAUGACGAUUUUAAUAAUUUACUGAGUUUGGGUCUAGAGUAUAAAAGAUCGAUUUUGAAAGAUCUUUCCUCUAUUAGUUCCUUUGAUGGUCAUGAUUCAUGGCGUUGGCAUGAACUGAAUGACCUCGCUAAUCUUGUUCAGCAGCGUAUUGAGAGGCUCCAGAAUCCAACAGAUUGCUUCCGAGCAGAAAAGUUUACGUGUACUCUGAUCAAGACAUGUUGUUAUGCCUGUGUCCUUCACCAUCUUACCUACUGUUUGAUGAUUGCCUUUGGUCAUGGCAGAACAUUAAUAGUGAAGGAAGGUGAUGAGCAUCAUGGAAUGAGACGAUGGGAAUCGAUGUUCCUACCUAUCAGUGGAACAUGCGGAAAAGAUUCCCCUCAGGCUAAUACCAUAGACUUAAUGCCCCUUUCAGCAUAUUCUGGAAGGCAAGACUUCUUACCUGGAACAAUUCCUAAGGACUUAGCUUCCAGACUUAUUAAGGUUCAUAGCAACCCUGAAGUUUGGUGGACUGCUCAGUUUUUACAUUAUUUGAUGAAGUAUCAACCGAGUGUUCAAAAAGCUCUGAACACAUUUGCCAAUGAAACUGAGUUUUUCAAUCCAGUAGUUGGAGUUCACAUUCAUCGGCCUACACGCUUUGACCAUACAGGAAUCUACCGCCCUGUUGAAGAUUACAUGUCGGAAGUUGAGGAUUACUAUUCUCGGUUGAAUUUAAGCUAUCCAGUGAUGGAGAAAGCAAUAUACUUGGCAACUAAUGACGUUGAUUUGUUUGAAGAGAUUCAAGAAAAGUAUCCAGAUUAUAGUAUUCUUGGGGAUGGAAAUUUUUCUCUUUUCACUGUUCAGGAGAACCAAUGUAAUGUAGUUGCGCUCAAUGCUGUUUUAACGAACGUUCAUUACCUCGCCCGAUCUGAUUUUCUUGUAUGCGCUUUCUCCUCUGAGGUCUGCCGAUUGGCGUAUGAAGUGAUGAACUCUGUCAUUCCAGAUGCUUUCAAUCGAUUUAGAUCCAUUGACCUCGAUUACUAUUUUGAAGGACAAGUUCCAGAGCGAAGAAUUGUCACUCAGACCCACUCAGCGCAAAAUCCUGAUGAGCUUUCUCUCACAAACGGAAGUAUAAUAUUUCACGAGGGAAACUUGUGGAAUGGCUAUUCUAGGGCAACCUUAAAAGAGCAAUCUGUUAAUAAUUCUAAAUCUGGAAUAUAUCCAUCUUUCAAAGCUGUGAAAGUUUUGAAUGUGGUGGACUACCCUACCCAACGUCCCCAGCAAUUUCAUGCCCCACAAAUCAACAAGCCAUCAAUGGCAAUCGGCAAUCGGUUUUUAGAUCCGCGUUACUCUCUUCACCACAAAUUAGCAAAUACGUGAAGCAGUACGUGAAGGAUUCUAUGUGAAGUGAAUAGUAAGACACCAGUUUUCUCCUCAAUUAUGUACUGCACAACAAUUAUAAUUGCUGGGUCAAACAGUAACAUAGUCUACUUCAAAGCAGGAGAAUCAAGCAUCACUGUAAUAUAACAACAGGAUGUAUUCGUCUAGCAGUACAAUAAAAAAUCGUAGUUCUCUGAAAAA